This is a messenger RNA of Myxocyprinus asiaticus (Chinese sucker), 1145 nucleotides long. RefSeq names its product heme oxygenase-like. Gene Ontology annotation, biological process: response to oxidative stress; heme oxidation; heme catabolic process. NCBI's taxonomy places the organism in Eukaryota, Metazoa, Chordata, Actinopteri, Cypriniformes, Catostomidae. Bases 133 to 951 code for a protein of 272 amino acids. The record is from RefSeq and is a predicted model, not a curated record. Gene Ontology annotation, molecular function: heme oxygenase (decyclizing) activity; heme binding. The transcript is spliced from 7 exons.
CCUCUCAGUUGGGAAGGAGGGUGUAUAAAAAAGAAGUGAGCUGACAGGGAGACCACAUCAUCACAAAAACUGUAGAAAGCACAGGACGGUAGAUCUUCUGCAAGGAAGCACAAGGACAUCUACGCCACAAGGAUGAACUCAAUGAAAAGCAAACCAAGGGACGGCACUGACAGUGAUUUGUCUGAGCAGAUAAAAGCAGCCACCAAAGACAGUCACAUCAGAGCUGAAAACACACAACUGAUGCUCAACUACCAGAAAGGACAGAUCACACAAACACAGUAUAAGGUUCUACUGUGUUCCCUGUAUGAGAUCUACCAAGCGCUUGAGGACGAGCUGGACAGGAACUGUGAUCACCCUGCAGUUCAGCCCAUCUACUUCCCUCAAGAGCUGGCUAGACUGGAGUCUCUGGAGCAGGACCUCGAGCACUUCUUCGGACCUCACUGGAGGAAGAGAGUAACAGUGCCUGCGGCCACACACAGAUACACCCAGAGACUGAGAGAGAUUGGUAAGAACAGCCCGAAUCUUCUAGUGGCACAUGCUUACACUCGCUAUCUUGGUGACCUAUCAGGAGGGCAGGUACUGGGCAAAAUUACUCAGAAAUCUUUGGGAUUGAGUGGCAACAAGGGAACUGCAUUUUUCUUGUUUCCUGGAGUGACGAGCCCCAACAGAUUCAAGCAGCUGUACCGGAGCAGAAUGAACAGCAUUGAGUUAACAGAGACAGAGAGACAGGAUGUGCUGGAGGAGGCCACCAAAGCUUUUGAGUUCAACAUUGAGGUUUUCGAUGAUCUACAGAAAAUGCUUAGCAUCACAGAAGAAGCUUUUAGUGAGAAAGGAAAAAACGUAGCAUCCAGCACUCACUCAACAAACUUCUCCAGCUCUCCAGUGCUUCAGUUUGCAUUAGGUGUGGGCGUUGCUUUGGCAACUGUUGGAAUGGGAGUUUAUGCUUUUUGAUAAUUUUAAAAUGUUUAAUGAAUAUUUUUUGCAACACUCCAAUACCAUAAUAAAUUAAAAGCUUAAGGUUAAAUCUACAGACUGAUCAUCUUUAAACACUAGUCAUUGCGGUUAAAAAAUAUGCACUCCAUUUAAAACAAGAGGAUUGAUUUUUUUCCCUGUUUUAGAACAUACUGUACAUAUAGACUGUUUAA